AUGGCCGGAAGGAACGCCCGCGCGAUAACUUGGUCCCAUGCUGAGAACAGCCCUCCGUUCCGCUCCCCGUCCACCGUUUCCUCUCGCUCGCCACCCCCUCAUCGUCGAAACAUGGCCAUCGCAGUCGCCCAGCUCCCGCUCCCGCCCUCCGCAGACCCGUCCAAGUUCGCCGACUUUGGCAGGGAGGUCAAGGGUGUGAACCCCGGGACGCUCACCCCGGAGGAGUUCAAGGAGAUCGAGCAGCUUCUGUACAAGCAUGGUGCCCUGCUCUUCCGAGAUGCGCAUGUAACGCCCGAGCAGCAGUAUGCUCUGACGAAGGCCUUUGACCCCUCCUCGGAGAGCUACGGCCACGGAAACAACAAGACCCAGAGCACCAAGAAGUCGAUCCUCCACCCCGACCUCAAGACCAUCCCGCGCGUGCCGCAGGUGCAGCUCAUCGGUAACGGGACGGUCUACAACCACGAGGGGCUCGCCGAGGCGAUGCUCAAGCACCCCUCGCACACGACCUUCCACAAGACGCGCGUCUCCGAGGAGGACACGGAGAAGGGCAUCACCCGCUUCUACCGCUGGCACAUCGACGCCGCGCUGUACGACCUCUCCCCGCCGAGGGUGACGACGCUCUACGGGAUCCAGGUGCCGCAGGGCAAGCGUCAGGUCGUGCAGUAUGAUGACGGGACGGGCGACGUGCUUGAGGUCCCUCUGGGGACGACGGCGUUCGUGUCGGGCAAGACGAUGUUUGAGAUCCUCCCGUCGGAACUGAAGAGCCUUGCUGUGCGGAGCAAGGUCAAGUACGCGCCGCACCCGUACGUAUGGAUGGCCCCCGCCCGCGCCAGCUCGACAGGUCUUGGCAUCGAGACGGAGGGUCUCGAGCUGCCUCUCGAGGAGCUUCCGUCCUGGGAGGAGUCGAAGCGGAAGACGCUGCCAAUCCUCUGGAAGAACCCCGUCACGGGCGACCUGCACUUCCAGGUCCACCCAUGCGGCGCGGCCGAGCUGCUGGUCGACCCGCUUCCCGAGGGUGCCAAGCGCGAAGGCGCGCUCUACCCCGACGGCGCACACAUCACCGACCUCGGCACCGUCCGUGCGCUGCUCUACAAAAUGCAGCGACCCGCCAUCGCUCCUGAGCUCAUCUACCCGCACGACUGGCGGGAGCAGGAUCUCGUCCUCUUCCACAACCGCGGCGUGCUCCACACCGUCGUCGGCGCGUUCAAGCCGGACCAGGUGCGCGCGUUCCACCAGUGCAACCUCGCCGCGUCCGACGACCCCGUUGGGCCGACUCCCGAGGACGUCAAGGCGUGGGCCUGAGGCGAUGUGAACUUGCUCAUGCAGGAACGUGCGCUGCUGCGUCGGUGGUGUGAUGGUGCAGUGUGGGUUUGUUACAUGGGCACUUGGAGCGACGCAGAUGGACGUUGCCUUGGGGUUUGUUGUACGAUAUAGCACUUCUUGGAUAACACAAGCUGUCUUGGAUUGCGUUCCAAAGGAUGCAACUGAACUGGGCCUCUUGCGAGAGUCGUCGGGGGCUGCAACGCUCCACAAGCCAUCGUUUCGUUGAAGAUCUCACUUCCUCGCUGCGCAAUACCUUCACCGUUCACGGAAUUCCGUGGUCAGAACAACGCUCCCUGCACUGGCACUUCAGAGCAGGUAUUAGUACACCUUAAAUAAAGU
Fomitopsis serialis is the source of this 1662-nucleotide messenger RNA. Its product is annotated as taurine catabolism dioxygenase. Gene Ontology annotation, molecular function: oxidoreductase activity. The coding region runs from base 1 to 1302 and encodes 433 amino acids. Lineage: Eukaryota; Fungi; Basidiomycota; Agaricomycetes; Polyporales; Fomitopsidaceae. The transcript is spliced from 7 exons. The record is from RefSeq and is a predicted model, not a curated record.